Messenger RNA from Gavia stellata (red-throated loon), 738 nucleotides. RefSeq names its product paired related homeobox 1 (gene PRRX1). Gene Ontology annotation, biological process: regulation of DNA-templated transcription. The record is from RefSeq and is a predicted model, not a curated record. Lineage: Eukaryota; Metazoa; Chordata; Aves; Gaviiformes; Gaviidae. The transcript has 4 exons. Gene Ontology annotation, molecular function: DNA-binding transcription factor activity, RNA polymerase II-specific; DNA binding. Bases 1 to 738 code for a protein of 245 amino acids.
AUGGCGUCCAGCUAUGCCCACGCCAUGGAGAGGCAGGCCCUGCUGCCCGCCCGCCUCGACGGCCCCGCCGGCCUGGACAAUUUACAAGCCAAGAAGAACUUCUCCGUGAGUCACCUGCUGGACCUGGAGGAGGCGGGUGACAUGGUGGCCGCCCAGGCGGAGGAGGGCGGCGGAGAGCCCGGCCGGAGCUUGUUGGAGUCCCCCGGGCUGACCAGCGGCAGCGACACCCCGCAGCAAGACAAUGAUCAGCUGAACUCAGAAGAAAAGAAGAAAAGAAAGCAGAGAAGGAACAGGACUACCUUCAAUAGCAGCCAGCUCCAGGCAUUAGAGAGGGUCUUUGAGAGGACACACUACCCCGAUGCCUUUGUACGGGAAGACCUUGCACGGAGAGUCAACCUCACUGAAGCCAGAGUUCAGGUGUGGUUCCAGAACCGGAGAGCCAAGUUUCGCCGGAAUGAGAGGGCCAUGCUGGCCAGCAAGAACGCCUCUCUGCUCAAAUCCUACUCAGGGGACGUGACUGCUGUGGAGCAGCCCAUAGUACCUCGCCCAGCUCCGAGACCCACCGACUAUCUCUCCUGGGGUACUGCCUCGCCUUACAGCGCCAUGGCCACCUACUCCGCCACGUGUACCAACGCCAGCCCGGCGCAGGGCAUGAAUAUGGCCAACAGUAUUGCCAACCUGAGACUGAAGGCAAAGGAAUAUAGUUUACAGAGGAAUCAAGUGCCCACAGUCAAUUAA